AUGAGCGGCCCCGGUGUUGGAUUCGAGUACCCCCGCCAGGAGGUUUCCUGGGUGAAGCGCGAUGUGCUCCUCUUCGCCAACACUGAACUACACCCGAACUUCGCCGUCUUUCCUACCUAUCCUAUCAUCCUUCCUUUCAAGACCAACCACCAGGAUGUGAUUGACUUCUAUGCCGCCCAAAAAGCUGUUCAAAUCCCCAACGUUCCUUCGUUUGACCCCCGCCGGGUUGUCGACGGCCAGCGCAAGAUUGUGCUUCACAAGCCCCUCCCCACCAGCUCGGCCGGAAAGAAGUUCGAAGUCCGAACCAAGGUCCUCGGCGUUUACGAUAAGGGACGUCCAGGAUCUGUUGUCGAGACCCAGACUGAUCUCGUCGAGGCCGGCAGUAACGAGAACUAUGCCAGUGUAAUUACUAGCAGCUUUUACGUCGCCCAAGGCAACUGGGGUGGUCCCAAGGGCCCCGCGACCGAGAACUUCCCUCCGCCGAAGGACAAGAAGCCUGAUGCCACUUUUGAGCACCAGACAAACAAGCAGUCGGCGCUGUUGUACCGCCUCAAUGGCGAUUACAACCCGCUGCAUGCAACCCCCGAGCCAGGCAAGAAGAUGGGCUUCCCCGGCGCCAUCAUGCAUGGCCUGUACUCAUGGAACUCAACGGCCCAUGGCCUGCUGCAGGCAUUCGGUGGUAGCGACCCUGCCAACAUCAAGGAGUACCAGGCAAGAUUCGCCAGCCCUGUUAUGCCAGGCGAUAAGCUAGUGACGGAUGCCUGGAGGACUGGUGAGGUCAAGGAUGGCUGGGAAGAGAUCCGCUUCCAGACCAAAGUUGAGGGAGGCAAGGUCGUCCUGAGCAACGGUCGUGCCCUGAUCAAGGUUGUGGGGCCUACCAAGUCGAAGCUGUAA
Molecule: messenger RNA, 894 nt
Organism: Colletotrichum truncatum
Lineage: Eukaryota; Fungi; Ascomycota; Sordariomycetes; Glomerellales; Glomerellaceae
Source: RefSeq, a predicted model, not a curated record